Messenger RNA from Cicer arietinum (chickpea), 1178 nucleotides. Its product is annotated as gibberellin 20-oxidase-like protein. The record is from RefSeq and is a predicted model, not a curated record. Lineage: Eukaryota; Viridiplantae; Streptophyta; Magnoliopsida; Fabales; Fabaceae.
GCACAAUCUUUCAUUCAUUGACAAAAAUGGUAUACCAAACUUUUUCUAUACAUUCUGUCUUAUGUCUAUUUGUUUGAUCCAUUAUGCAUAUAUUAAGUAAACCAAAUUUUUUGUGACAAUAAAUUACAUCUUUUGUUCAAAUCAUAGACAUGAUGUCUAACUCCAAAUCUCAUGUUAACAUUCCCAUUUUAGACAUUUCUCAAACUUUAGAGCCAUCUUGUUUAUCUUCUCUUUCUAAAGCAAGCAAAGUUUGGGGAUUUUUCCACAUAAUCAACCAUGGAAUCUCCAAAGAUCUUUGUAGCCAGCUUCAUUCAAUAUCAAAACAUCUCUUCAGCCUCCCUUCUGACACUAAACUUAGACUUGGUCCUUUUUCAUCUUUGAAAUCUUACACACCUCAUUUCAUUGCAUCUCCAUUCUUUGAGAGCCUAAGAGUUAAUGGACCAAACUUUUAUGUUUCUGCUAAAAGUUCUGCAGAUAUCCUCUUUGACAAACAGGAUUCAAAAUUCAGUGAGAUACUACAAGAAUAUGGCAAUAAGAUGGAGGAUUUAUCUAAGAAAAUUCUAAAGCUUGUGUUGAUGAGUUUAGGAUAUGGUAUUGAGAAGAAGUUUUAUGAUUCUGAGUUCAACAAGUGUCAUGGUUACUUAAGGAUAAACAAUUACUCUUCACAUGAAACAAUGGAAGAUCAAGUUGAAGGGCUUGGAAUGCACACUGACAUGAGUUGUAUAACAAUUUUGUAUCAAGAUGAAAUUGGAGGGCUUCAAGUGAGAACAAAUGAAGGAGAUUGGAUAAAUAUUUUUCCAUCUGAGGGAACACUAGUUGUGAACAUAGGUGAUAUGCUUCAAGCUUGGAGCAAUGACAAGUUAAGAUCCUCAGAACAUAGAGUUGUUUUGAAGCAACCUGUCAAUAGGUUUUCACUGGCCUUCUUUUGGUGCUUUGAGGAUGAAAAAGUGAUUUUGGCACCUGAUGAAGUUGUUGAAGAAGGAAAUAAGAGGAAGUAUAAGCCAUUUGUGUGUUUGGACUAUUUGAAAUUUAGAGAGAAUAAUGAAAGAGGAAGAUUUGAAAAAGUUGGUUUCACAGUUAGAGAUUUUGCUGGGAUUAAUGAUUAUUUCAAUUAAGAUUUGAGUUCAGAUUCUUUAGAAUGUUUCGUCUUUAAUCAAAAUUCGUUAAUCAUUUGAGUU